This is a messenger RNA of Iphiclides podalirius (scarce swallowtail), 3591 nucleotides long. NCBI's taxonomy places the organism in Eukaryota, Metazoa, Arthropoda, Insecta, Lepidoptera, Papilionidae. The record is from the annotation of a GenBank genome assembly.
UUGGUCGACAUAUGCCUUAACAAUGCCUGGCUGCUCUCCAGGAAAACGCAGAAAAAGACUAUGCCUCUGAAGCAUUUCCGGCGAGAGGUUUAUGAAGAACUAAAGAAACUAGGUAUUUCUGUUGGUCAUGAGUCGGCGGUCCGGCGGCGGUGCGGGGCGAUCAAUCGCGGCGGGGGCGGCGUGACGCGGCCGCCUUGCCCCUCCCCCGCCCUCCGCCCGCCUCAGCCGCGCCGGCGCCCGCCGCCACAGCUCGCGCCGGGCUCCCCUGCAGUGUGGCGCGGCGUUACGUCACGCGCGCACCGAUCGUCGGCCGAGGGCAGCUCCGCCACGCUCGGCGGCACGAGCGGCGCCGGUGCCGGUGCGCGCGCGGCGAUGCGGCACGCGGCACUGGCGCUGGGCGCGCUGCUGGCGCUGAGCGCGCGCGGCGCCGCCGGCGGCUGCGGCGUGGCCGAGUUCGCGUGCCGCGGCGGGGCGUGCGUGCGGCUGGACGCCUACUGCGACGGCGAGGCGCAGUGCCCCGACGGCAGCGACGAGCCCGCCGGCUGCUCCGUGUGCAACCGCACGUACUAUGGGCGCGCGGGCGUGGCGUACGGCGUGGCGCUGCGCGGCGCGCCGAGGGCGCCCUUCCUCUGCCACCUGACGUUCACGGCGGGCGGCGGAGCGCACGGCGACCUGGUGCAGCUGGCGUUCGACGAGUUCCGCGUGGGGCGCUACGAGGCGGGCGCCCUGGACGGAUGCCCGGACGGCUACAUGCAGCUGUCGGAGCUGGGAAGGCCGUUCACGGGCGGCUCGUGGUGCGGCUCGGCCGAUGGCGCCGCACUCUACUACAGCGAGACGGCCACCGUCACCGUAUCGGUGAAGCUAUUCCGAGCGCGACUCGGUGAACCAUUUGGAUUCCGGCUACGCUAUAAGUUUCUCGCACAGCGCGAUGCGAUCGUCAGAUUCGGUGCGGCGGGGGCGCCUCUGGAGCGUGGUGCGGUGGCGCCUGGCACCUACUGCACGAGAACCUACGAGGAAUGCCAUCGCAAGCGUUGCCGUCUGCAGAGCCCCAACUAUCCCGGGAUGUAUCCGAGGAACGUCACGUGUUAUUGGAGUUUGCGUCAGAAGGACAUCCCUACAUGCAAGCACGCUAUGAUAUCGGUGCGCCAGGACCACUCGCACAAGAUGCAAAUAAAACGUUCGAUAUCAAUGGCUAGUUUGAACAAGACUGGUCGCGCAGUGCGUGCGUGGCGCGAGUGUACGGGUGAGCGAGAUCGGCUCAUCUUCUAUGACGGCGCCUCCACCGACGACCCCGUGCUGAUUGAAUAUUGUGGAGGCGAUUGGCUGCCACGGAUAACAUCGCGGGGCCCCGAGAUGCUGGUCGCAUUCCACUCUUCGCCGUUCAGCGCCCCGCCGCGGCCGGCCGCCCCUGCCGCUCCCUUGCGUGGCUUCGAACUCGACGUAGAUAUAGUUUUUGCAGAUUCCGAUUCGCUCGACUAUGCUCGAGAAGCGAGACGGUGCGAGUUUCAUGUAAAAGCCUCAUCGUCUGAAGAAGAAACAAACGCAACCAAUGCGGGAGGCCGUGGUCGUCGUGGUCGGCUGCAUGCUCCCACUCAUACGUUGCCACCAAAUACAACAUGCACGUGGACGUUUCACGGCCGUCCAGGGGACCUUGUUUGGAUUUACUUCUCGAGCUUCACACAAUAUUCGCUCGUUGAACAAAAACGGAUCGAGAGUGGCGAGCGCGAUGAGGAGCCGAGCGCGACACCGUCGCCGCGCCCACCGCUACUGGCGUUGGGAGCACGGGUCGCCGGCGCGUGCGCGGUCGAGCUGCGCAUCUGGGAUGGCGGCGGGGACGGCGAGCCGGGCGCCUCGCCGCUGGGCCGCUACUGCGACACGGCGCCGGCUCUGUGCGCGCGCGCCGCCCUAGCCAACGCCACUCGCUCCCCGCGCCCGUGCGCUCCGCCCGACGGCUACGUGUCAGCGGCCCCACUGCUCGCACUGGCCGCCACCUCCCUGCCGGGCACAGCCACCCACCCGUUAACAUUCUCCUUGCAUUAUGAAUUUUUGGAUGCCCGAUUAGAAGGCACGCCUCUCGCGGUCGGCGAGUUGGGUCACAUGAAAGUAGAGCCACCCCAGUGCUCUAGGCGUCUCACGGAGCCCGGUACUUUCGCUUCUCCCCGGAAUGCACUUUGGUUCGGUCGCGGCGGAGCGCGUCGCCUUCGUUGUCUUUAUAGAAUACAAGCGGAUGGCGGCCGUGUGGAACUUAAAUUGAAUGCGGCAUCGUUCGGCCGGUCACCUCGGUGUACCACUCGGAUGGAUUCUUUAACAGGACAACUAGUCUGUACGCCGGAAAUUAUGGAUCCGGGAGAGAUGCGGCCGAGCGAGUCACCUUUGGACAGAGAUGGAGACGACGAAUUCCUUCCCUUACCGUAUCUUCGGAUAUACGAGUCGCCGUGGCCGGGUUACCGCGUGCCAGUGGCGUGCGUGUGUGACAAUGCCAGUACGCCACUCACCUUGACAUCGGGCGGUCCAGCGCUGGAGCUGGAACUGUCGGCCGCGACGCUGCUGGCGGCCGAAGACCAGCGCCACCUGUUCUUUCGGGGCGAGUGGUCGCGCUCGGCAGCCCCGCCCUGCGCCUUCCGCCGCCGACUGCCACCGCCAGGCCGCAGCGUACACCUUACCUAUCCGUACAACGGGAACAAGAUGUCGGAGUGUGGUGAAGCGCCGUUCUUGGUGUCGGCGCGUGGCAACCGUUCAGUGUUCUUGCGUGUUUGGGGCGAGGAGUUGUCGGAAGACGCCGUGGAGCCACAUUGCACCACCACCAAUCGAGUUCUCGUGUACGACGCACACACAGCCCGGUUGCUGAAGGCGGUGUGCCCCGGCGACGAGGAGGGGCGCGCCGUGCAGGUGUUCACGGAGGAGUGGUGGUCGCGCGGAGCAGCGCGGGAGGCGCGGGAGGCGGCGCUGCUGGUGGUGUGGGCGGCGCGGGAGGCGGGCGGCGCGCGCUUCGCCUGGAUGGAGGUGUGGCGCGCGGGGGGGGGGGGGGGGGGCGGGGGCAACGGCAGCGCGUGCGCGCACGCGUGCGAGGCGCUGGGCGCGUGCAUGCCGGGCGCGCUGUGGUGCGACGGGCGCGCCGACUGCCCCGGCGGCGGCGAUGAGCGCGGCGCGUGCGGCGCGGGCGCGCGGCUGCUGGCGGCGCUGGCGGCGCCCGCGGCGGCGCGGCGCGGCGGCGGCGGCGGCCUGCGCGGCGGCGCUGCUGCUGCUGGCCGCGCUGGCGCUGCGCCGCCGCAGGCGGGGCCGCGCGCGCGACAAGCGGCUGCUGGGCGCGCUGGCCGCCGGCCGCCGCCUCACCGACGAGCUGCUGUACGACGCGUCGCGCGCCUCCUCCGCGGCCUCGUCCUGACGCCGCGAGCGCUCCGUCGAGUACAUCCACGUGGACCGCGAGACCACGGUGUGACGGAGCGCUCCGCGAUGGGCCGCGGCGUGUGCUGUGCGAACGCGUCGCGACGAACUCCAAAUGUAGACAAAUAUCUAUUCGAAUCGACCGAACCCGACGGACGGUCGCGGGAAGAAGCCAUGGACCUUAUCGCACCUAAUCAUGUACCUAUG